This is a messenger RNA of Pseudozyma flocculosa PF-1, 2499 nucleotides long. RefSeq lists its product as uncharacterized. The record is from RefSeq and is a predicted model, not a curated record. The transcript is spliced from 2 exons. The coding region runs from base 1 to 2499 and encodes 832 amino acids. Gene Ontology annotation, molecular function: transcription cis-regulatory region binding; zinc ion binding; DNA-binding transcription factor activity, RNA polymerase II-specific. Gene Ontology annotation, cellular component: nucleus. Gene Ontology annotation, biological process: regulation of DNA-templated transcription. Lineage: Eukaryota; Fungi; Basidiomycota; Ustilaginomycetes; Ustilaginales; Ustilaginaceae.
AUGCCUCCAGCUAAAUGCGAUGUCAUCUCAAAGGAGCCCAACACCCCCUUUGCCGAAAAGAGGGCAUGCACAGGCUGCCGCAAGAUCAAGUCGAGGUGCAUCAUCCCUCCGGAAGCCUCCAUCUGCACUCGCUGUGCGCGGCUGAAUCUCGAAUGCACGAUUCCGACCCACCACCGCGGCGUCAAGAUCGAAGGUCUGCAGCAGUCUGCUUCGUCGGCCUCCCAACAACCCACAAGCGGCGCCAGCAACACGAGCAGCAAGAGCCCCGUCUACCAUGUUGAGCCCACGCGGGAGCCGACGCCGCCGCGGACAGAGUCGCCACCGAGCAACAGCAAUAACCCCUUCUCCGUCCAGUCGCUCCUCGACACGACGUCAUCCGAGACGACAGCGUCCAAGGCGCUCCUCUCGUCGACCGUGCAUUCGCAUCUCCAGCAGAUGCCCAGCGUCAAGGUGUCGGCGCACGCCGCCAGUCGACCCCUGAUCGAGAGCGUCAUGGCCGUGGGCCUCUUUGACGAAGCAGAGGUCAAGGAGCUCGUCGAGUUCUACUACGAGAAGCUCAACCCCAUCAUUGCGCUGCUCGAUACCCACAUCUACACGCUGAAAGCGCUCAAGAGCAACCCAGACUACCGGCUGCUGCUUGCCGGCAUCUGCACCGUCGCCGCCAAGUUCGUCAAGGCCGACCGGUAUGUCGAGUGCCUCGACUUUCUCAAGCCGGCCCUGGCGCGCAUCGCGGCCGAGGAUGUGCCGCCUCAGCUCGAGACCAUCCAGACGCUCUCGAUCCUGGCCAUGUGGAAGCAUCCAAAGGACGGCAGCAGCUGGCGCAAGGUGCGCUACGCCAUCACGCAGUCGUUUGAGCUGGGCCUGCACGAGCUCUUUAGCCCACAGACGCGAUCCAAGCAUCCGCCGUCGCGCGCAUUCAUCCAGUCGCAGCGGACCUUUCUGCAGCUCGCCUGCUUCGAGGACGGAUACCGCGAUCAGAGGCAUCUCCCGCCGGCCAUCGACCCUUCGCUUCUGCCUGACCCACGGGAAUGGAUCGACUCGCUGGGCGACAUGGUGCAGGACAUCGACGUGCGGCUGGCGGCGUCGCGGGAGAAUGCGCAGAUCAAGCGCGACCUGAUCAGCGCGCUCAAGUCGUCCAACGCCAAGAGCAGCAAUCCGUCGCAGCCUUCGCGAGCCACCUGCCUCCGCAAUGCCCGGCUGAUCAAGAUGACCAUCACGGCCGAGACGUCCGCGUCGCAGAUCUGGAUGAACCCGCCGGACAGCGAGAUCCACUGUCAGCACUCGGGGCGGCCCUGCCUCCUGUUCCAUACGACCAACACGCUCUUCAACUACCAUCGCGCGCUGUACUCGAUCUACUCGUCGCCCUUCCUCUCCGGGCCCAGCUUCUCCAAGGACCGGCAGGCGGCCUUCCAGCGGUGCUCUGAGCUCAGCGUCGAGCUGUUUGAGCUGUUCAAGGGCCCCUAUGGCCAGGAGAGCUACUACCGCUUCGUGCACGACAUCGUCAUCCUCAACCUGGCCGUGGCGGCCGUCUGGAUCUGCGACAACUGGCGCGCCAUGCCCAAUGCGCUCGCGGUGCAGGCAGCCACGGCGAUCCGCAUGGCCGCCGACGCGACGGCGCCCGCCCUCGACUUCCACCUCGAGCAGGGCUCCUACCUCGCCCGCUUCCUGCGCUUCUGCUGCACCAAGCUGCCGAGCACCCUCUCCAUCCACGAAAACUCGCCCGUCGGCAUGGACGAGCUCAUCAUGUCCGAGGAUGCGCGGUGGGCCAUGGGCCUCUCGGCCGGCCUGCCACCCGGCUGCCUCUAUGGCGGGCCACCGGGCCGCAGCAGCAAGCGACCGCACUCGACGCCGUACCACAACAUGGGCAACGGCGGCGGCGGCGGCGGCGAUGCGGUGUACUACGGCGGCAACGGCGACGCCGGCAGCCCGUUGCAGCACGGCAGCACCAAGCGACGCAGGAUGGACAGCAACCACCACUUCGGCUCGCAACAUGCAGGCUCGGACGGUACCGGCGGAGGCGCUUCCGCCAGUCCCUACCAGCACAGCCUCGACGGGACCACGCACUACCCUCAUCACCACCACCAGCACGCCUACCCGCUGCACAAUGGCAAUGGCAACGGGCACGGGCAUGGGCACGGGCACGGCUUGGCGCCCUCGCCCUCGGCCUCGUUCCGCCCGCCGGGCAGCAGCAAUGGCUACCCGGGAGAGCAUCACUUUGCGCCGCAGCACGGCCACAGCUUCAACGGCAAUGGCAACGGCAACGGCGGCGGUCCCGGCUCCGACUCGUUCAGCCUCUUCAACGACGCCGCCGCCGCCGCCGCGUCGUCGGGGCCCGGCAACGGUGUGGGCGGCGCGGGCGCGGCGUGGAUGACGCACGGCUCGGCCAUCAACUUUGUCUCGGAUUCCCUCAAUCCGCCGUCGUACCCGACCCAGUGGGUGGCCGACGACGACAACUCGAUCAUCACGUUCCUCCAGAGCAUCUCGUCGACGUCGCUCUGA